Botrytis fragariae is the source of this 375-nucleotide messenger RNA. RefSeq lists its product as uncharacterized. The transcript has a single exon. The record is from RefSeq and is a predicted model, not a curated record. Bases 1 to 375 code for a protein of 124 amino acids. Lineage: Eukaryota; Fungi; Ascomycota; Leotiomycetes; Helotiales; Sclerotiniaceae.
AUGUCCUAUAACAACCGACGAUCCCAUCCUCCCUCCACCCCCUCCACCACCGCCUCUACCUCUUCCCCCGAAACAUUCUCCGAACAGGUCGCCAAUCUCAUCAGUCGUUACGAAUUAGCCCUCCCGCAAUUAGCUCUCGCCAUUGAUUACGAGCGCAACAGUGGCCUAGAUGUAUCCGAGCAUACGCAGACACUUUUCAGCAUCUAUCGAAAAUUAGAGUCAGUCCUAACUUCAGAUUCGUUCAGACAAGAGGAUGAGCGUCUUCAGCAACGAGGACGCAUGAUUGUGAAGGACACGCUGCUUUUGCAUAGAACCUUUGAUCUGCGUGGCGCUGAGGCUGCGGUGGAAAAGUAUCAUCUUAGGCAGUUUUAUUGA